Messenger RNA from Rotaria sordida, 1125 nucleotides. NCBI's taxonomy places the organism in Eukaryota, Metazoa, Rotifera, Eurotatoria, Philodinida, Philodinidae. The record is from the annotation of a GenBank genome assembly.
AUGUUGUGGAAUUUAUUUCUACUUUGUCAAUUUCGAACAAUGGCGGAGAAUAAUGCAACUGACGCUUUAUUUCAACACAUCGAUACAAAUCGAGAUGGACGUAUUGAUCCAGGUGAAUUACGUGAUUGGGUUCAAGGUCCCGACGGAGGGAUUACAUAUAAUGAACCAAUAAAUCGUUAUGAUGAUCCUACUUGUCGAUAUGAUCAAUAUCGAUAUAUAGAUAGUGGGUAUCCAGAUGAAUUGGGAUAUCCGAGUGGUAGAUAUAGUCCAUAUGGAACUAGGAGAUGGGUUGAUGAUUCGGUGAUUACUACAAAUAGUCCAGAAGAAACCAAUGCUUAUCUGGAAAGAUCAGGUUCGAAUAUUUUUCGUGAUCCUAAUCCAAGAAUUGUUCGACGAGCAAGAAGUGCAAGUCCAGUAACAGCAGAACAACGAGUUGUUAUUCGAUAUCUUCAACCACCAGCUGUACCACCACCAGGACCACUCUAUAUUAAAGAAGUGCGUUCACGACCAUCAUCACCAUGUCCACCACUUGUCAUACACGAACGUUCACCACCUCUUCCUUCACCGCCUCCACUUAUCUUACGUGAACGACCACCAAUACCACCACCAUGUAUUGCUAGUGAAACAAUUGUUCGUCGUAUACCGGGUUUACCUCCUCCACCACGAUCAGUUAUCAUCGAACGUUAUCCAGCUGCUCCCGAAAAACCACGUGAUAUUAUAAUUGAACGAUGGAUUCCAUAUGGGCCUCAACCCAGACGGCAGGAAAUUGUUCAACGUGUUGGUCCUGCUCCAGAAUGUGAACGACCAUCUAAUACUAUUAUUAUUUAUUCUAAUGUUGAAACACGUCUAGCUCGAAAAUUUGAACGUCUUGGUGUUACUCCAGAAGAUCCUGCAUCUUAUAGAGCUCGUUAUGGGUCAUCACUUUUAGAUCCAAUUACACUUGUUCAAGAAGCUCGCAAUGCUGGUGUUGUUGAAGAUAUAUCGCCUCCGGUAAUAUCAUCUCCAAUAUAUACAACACCUGUACGUGAAUAUCCUGGUUAUUUGGAUCGACCGAAUGAAGUAAUCACUAGAAGCCAUCCAUCAACAGUUCGAAAUAGCGCUGUAGAAUGCCAACAAUACGUUUAA